Molecule: messenger RNA, 1242 nt
Organism: Encephalitozoon cuniculi GB-M1
Lineage: Eukaryota; Fungi; Microsporidia; Unikaryonidae
Exons: 1
Coding region: 1-1242 (413 amino acids)
Source: RefSeq, marked provisional
AUGGAAGAAUAUUUCCAGAUAUCCGACAAGACAAGGACGCUGGAGCACCAGUACACCGAUCUUCUUACAAGAAAGCUGAGGCUGGAGACCUUAAUGGUUGAGGAGGAUUACAAUAGCCUUGUUGCAAGCCAUGAGGAGCUUGUCACUAGGACGAGGGCUUCUGAAGACAGCUACAUAAGGCAGAUAGACGAUCUUAAGGCAAUGAUCGACCAGCUUAGUUGCGACGGGAGCAAGAAAGAAGAUGAGAUCAGGAGACUUGUGGAAGAAAACGAAGCCCUGACGAGCACAGUUCAGAGAUUAGAGAGGAAGGAUAAGGAAAAGAGUGCGGAGGAGGCAAACAGGAAUAGAAACAAGAGCUUGGAGGGGCCUGGAGAAGAUGGAGUAUGGGAAGCAGCAGGCCUUAGGAAGAUGGAUGAGAUGCAUAGGAUUAUCAGGUCUGUCGAAGAUGAGCUACGGGGCAAUCUAAGCAGGCUUCAAGAAGACUGCAUACGAUACAAGGGAGAUGCAGAAAGGAUGAGAUUGGAAAUAGAAAAGCUAGAGCUGAAGAAUGCUGCAAACGUAGAGAAGAUAAGGGAGAUAAAGGAAGACAGAGCUGGUCUGGAGGAUGAGGUGAAGAGGCUGGGACUGGAGAACGCCAGGCUAGCUAGGGAAAACAUAUGUUCUGAGGAGCUUCGGAGAUCCAUAAGUGAGAAGGACGAGAUUAUAUCUGCACUGAAGGAAAAUAUGAGGCAAAAGUCGGAAAUGAUUGAGAUACAGAGGAAGAUGAUUGAGGAUGCUUCACGGGAGAACGGGAUCGUUCUAAAUGAUGAUGUUUGCAAUGUGUUUGAUGAAGAUGUUCUGAAGGCCGAAGAAAGUGGCGAUGAGCUGGAUUUAGGCGACGGAUAUGGCGGCAAAGAACAGCUCUGGGACGGUAUGGCUGUAAAGCCAAGACCUGUGCAAAAGAGAGCCAGCUCCGCAUCUACAAGAAAAAAAACAGGUGUACCCAAGGGGGAAAGAAGCAGAAAGGCUCCGUCAAAAGCAGCCAUAGAUAAGAGCAACAACAGAACAGGUAUUGAUGACAAAAUGGUCAGUAGGCCUAUGGAAAAUAGAGAGGUGCCUACGACUGCAGAAGCAUCUAAAAGGCCGUUUAUCCCCGGAAGCUUACUUAAGCCUGAAAACUCCUCAUACUUUGCAGACUUGACAUUCAACAACUCGAGUCCUAUGAUCCAGAAGAGCCACCUCAAUCUCCCCAAAAAGAAGUAA